AUGGGUAUGGUUCGGCAAAGACCAAGUGGAGUGGCCGUGGCGGCGGCUCUAGUUACUCUCCAGCUUCUCCUUCUCCCCUCGCCCGCCUCGUCGCAGGCGCAGGUCCUCCUGCUUCGUUACAUGAUCCGCGCCAGGCCACUCAUCACCAAGGUCGUCACGGAUUUCUUGCAGAACCGCGCCGCCGAGGGUGUGACAGACAUCUUCCGGCGACAGCAAAAUGACGAGAGCGGCGACGUCCCGGUGCCGGCGGGCCCAGACGCGCAGGCGCAGGCUCAGCUGGGCAGUGCGGCUGUCGAAACCGCCGGCCUCGUCGUCUUCGACCUCGCCGUCGGGACGCGGACCAUCUCCGGCGUCAUGGACAUCUCCUCCCAGCUCGUCUGGACGCAGUGCGUGCAGACGCCCCUCUCCGUGCAGCCCACCGAGUCCGGGGGAGGCUCCUUCUCGUGGCUCCCCUGCGCCAGCCCGGCGUGCCAGCGCGUGCUCAGCCGGACCUGCAUCCUCGACAGCGACGGCUGCAGCUACGUCGCCACGUACGGCAGCGACGCCACCGCCUACACGUCCGGCUACCUGGCCACCGACACCUUCACCUUCGGGAACACGUCUGUCCCCGGCAUGGUGCUGGGCUGCAGCGCCGUGAGCACGGUCGACCUCUCCCUUGCCGGCGCGUCCAGCGUCAUCGGCUUUGGCAGAGGGCCCCUCUCCCUCGUGUCACAGCUCAACCUCUCAAGGUUCUCCUACUUCCUCGCGACCGACGACUCCGACAGCUCCGAGACCGUCAUCCGUCUGGGCGACGACGCCGUGCCGCGGACCAGUAGCAGCCGCUCCACGCCACUACUCAGAAGCACCAUGCACACCGACAUGUACUACGUCAGGCUCACCGGCGUCCAGGUCGACGGCAAGGCGCUGAGCAGCAUCCCGGCGGGAGCGUUCGAGCUCCAGGCGGACGGCUCCGGCGGGGUGUUCCUGAGCACGACGGUGCCCGUGACGUACCUCGAGGAGGCCGCCUACAGCGUGCUAAGGCGAGCUCUGGUGAGCAGGAUCCAAUCGCAGGGGGUGAGUCCAUUCGACAGCCAGGACCUCGAGCACCUGUGCUACCCGUCGCCGUCCUUUGUUAACGUGAAGGUCCCGAGGCUGACGUUGGUGUUCGACGGCGUGGGAGCGGCGAUGGAGCUCAAGCCGGAGAACUACUUCUUCAAGGACGGUGCCGCCGGAGGGCUAGUGUGCCUGACCAUACUGCCGUCGAGGGGCGGAUCGGUCCUGGGAAGCCUGCUCCAGACGGGCAGGAACAUGAUCUACGACAUUGGUGCCGAACGGCUGACGUUCGAGACCGCGGAGGCGCCGCCGCCGGAGGCUCCUUCUCCGAGCGAAAGGGAGGAGGAUGUUUCUCCGAAAGAAAAGAAGACCGCGGAGGCUCCGGCGCUGUCGCUGCGGCUGUGGCAGUGGCUGUCCAAGUUGUCACUGGUGAUGAAGAUUGUUGUUGUGGCCAUCGUUGCGGCCGCGGUGGUGUUUGCCUGGCGUACUUAUACAGCUCGCCAGAAUGCAUUGCCACGGCCAGCUGGACGUCCUGAACAGUGA
Molecule: messenger RNA, 1575 nt
Organism: Triticum dicoccoides
Lineage: Eukaryota; Viridiplantae; Streptophyta; Magnoliopsida; Poales; Poaceae
Product: aspartic proteinase nepenthesin-2-like
Exons: 1
Coding region: 1-1575 (524 amino acids)
Cellular component (GO): extracellular region
Source: RefSeq, a predicted model, not a curated record